This is a messenger RNA of Lactuca saligna, 552 nucleotides long. NCBI's taxonomy places the organism in Eukaryota, Viridiplantae, Streptophyta, Magnoliopsida, Asterales, Asteraceae. The record is from the annotation of a GenBank genome assembly.
AUGGACCUGAUCGAAUCUAUUCAUGACAUCCCUGUGCAAAAUCCAUCAGUGGAAGAUUUCUCUGCUUCGGACUUAAAUUGGAUAAAAUUUGGGACUCCUGAACACCAUGAUGACGUGGCACUAAUUCCAUAUGCUAGAGCUGAAGAAUUCAUCAUUGGCGAGUGUUCUAAUGUAGAAUGCCCAACCCGUUUUCACAUUGAGAGAGGAAGGAAACGUUCAUUAGGCAGCCUGAUGGAAUUCAAGAGCGAUGAAUAUCUUGAGUAUAGACUGUACUGGUGCUCAUUUGGUCCUGAGAACUACGGGGAAGGCGGAAUCAUAUUGCCAAGCAGAAGAUACAGACUCAACACCCGAAACCGGGCAGCCCGACCUCAAUCAAUGCGAGGCUGCACAUGUCAUUUUGUUAUAAAAAGAUUAUACGCGCGUCCAUCUCUCGCCCUCAUAAUCUACAACAACCGCCGCCACGUCAGCAAAAUCCGGAUUCAUCUGCCACGGGCCCCUCGACCGGGACGCCAUUGGUCCCGGUGCGAAGAAAAUCCCGUACGUGGGACAUGA